Messenger RNA from Macrosteles quadrilineatus (aster leafhopper), 380 nucleotides. Its product is annotated as putative neural-cadherin 2. Gene Ontology annotation, biological process: homophilic cell-cell adhesion. The record is from RefSeq and is a predicted model, not a curated record. Gene Ontology annotation, molecular function: calcium ion binding; cadherin binding. Lineage: Eukaryota; Metazoa; Arthropoda; Insecta; Hemiptera; Cicadellidae. The transcript is spliced from 4 exons. The coding region runs from base 51 to 380 and encodes 109 amino acids. Gene Ontology annotation, cellular component: catenin complex; membrane.
GUAAAAUGAAUUAAAACUAAGGCACACACUAGUUUGAUUAGAUAUACGCCAUGGAUCCUUUAAAAGUUUUGUGGGUGCUAACAAAUAGUACGUAUUUGGUGAGCAAGUACAUGAAAAACUCCAAUAAGGAUGAGAACUCCCUGUAUUUCCAGCAGGCUGUGUAUGAGGUUGAGGUAGAAGAGAACGUCAAACCUCACUACACAGUGAUCAGAAUCACAGUAGAGAGCCAUGAUACUUUUCCUGACAUCAAGUACGAGAUUUCAAGUGGGAACAUUGGAUCUGUGUUUGGGGUGGAAUCAAACAAUGGCAAUAUAUAUGUUGAAGAAGCUCUUGACUACGAAACAAGGCAAAAGUAUUCGGCAAGGAAAAUGCACGUAUAA